Molecule: messenger RNA, 114 nt
Organism: Alternaria arborescens
Lineage: Eukaryota; Fungi; Ascomycota; Dothideomycetes; Pleosporales; Pleosporaceae
Exons: 1
Coding region: 1-114 (37 amino acids)
Source: RefSeq, a predicted model, not a curated record
AUGAAAGACGAGGCAAAUUCACUCCAGGCCAACGAGACCUGGAAGCUCGUCGAGCUGCCACCGGGACGCAAGGUGAUCCAGGAAAACGAGUUCGAAAAGGACAAGAGCAGGUAA